This is a messenger RNA of Bactrocera latifrons, 2272 nucleotides long. RefSeq lists its product as uncharacterized. The transcript has 4 exons. NCBI's taxonomy places the organism in Eukaryota, Metazoa, Arthropoda, Insecta, Diptera, Tephritidae. The record is from RefSeq and is a predicted model, not a curated record. Bases 60 to 2165 code for a protein of 701 amino acids.
UAGGAACUGAAAUUGAACGUAGGACGUGACGACCGAUCACUCGAAAUUGAAUUAGACAAAUGAGGAACGUAAAAUAUGUAUUAUUGAAUAAACAUGAUUUUAGUGAAGCGUAUGAAAACCAUAGUCAAAGUGCGUUUGAAAAAAUCUUAGCAUUUGUGAGGCACAAACAUUUUGCAAGAAUUUUAGCAUUUUUUGCGUUAAUUACAACACUACAGUUGCUGCAUAUGCGAUACUACUACGAUGAAGCAACACGCUUAUAUGAAACCACAAUGCAAAUUGAAGUGGAGGAAUAUAAUGUAACGGCCACAGAAUCUGUUUCAUAUGUGAUAAAACAUAACGAGACUCGAUCACAAUACGAGUACUUCAUACACACGUCACAAUGUCGCAUACCGUAUGUGGAACCUUUCGGCGAAAAUGUUCUAAAAAUAUUUAAUCCACUAAAAUACAGAUAUACAAAUUGUACUAAGGAUGAAGCUUUCAUUACAAGCAUUUACCAGCUAAAUGCACGACAAUACUUUCUACACAUGAAUAUGGAGAACAUAGAACGCACCGUUAAGCCAUUAAAUGCCACCGCUACGGAUGUGCGCUGUUGUUAUCGGCAAAUCGUCAGAGCAGGAAGAGGAGGAUCAGCUGAUUCUAAGUAUAACCUCUUAAACUGUGUUACAUUUCAUCAGGAUUUCUUGGUACCGCUACAUAUAGACUUUAUAAUUACGGAGUGCUACCUAGGCGCCAAUGAUAAAAAUCCACUACAGAAGGACGCUUUUUCAUUUAUACAAGUAACAAAGAAGACAAAUAGCACAAUCAACACUAAUGAAACCAAAGUUUCGGGUAAAAGGAAACCAAGUGUUUUGCUGAUCGGUAUUGACGCAGUUUCGCGUAUUAAUCUACGACGCACAAUGCCACAGACGUUUAAAUAUCUGCAAAUGAAUCAAUGGGCCGAACUGCUGGGCUACAACAAAAUUGGUGAUAAUACUUUUCCCAACUUAAUGGCCUUGCUGACAUCAUACAAUUUAACGAUGGCUCAGGCGAAAUGCUUACCUAAAGCUGUAGGUGGACUUAACAAUCCACUUUGUAACUUUAUUUGGAACGAUUUUAAGCGAUUCGGCUAUAAGACCGCCUAUGCAGAGGACACAAGUUCAAUGAGCACUUUCAAUUAUAGAAAAAAGGGAUUUGAGCGGCCACCGACCGAUUAUUAUCUACGCCCCUUUACAAUGGCCGUAGAAAAAGUAUUGAAGGUGACCAAGAAAGCUGGACUGUCUUACUGUGUUGGCCGCAAACACUAUGGCGAAUACAUCUAUGAUUAUGCUUUACAAUUUGCGAAUGCAUACCCAGAAGAACCGCUCUUCGGAUUAUUCUGGACAAAUUCCUUUAGUCAUAAUGCCUUUGAUAUCGAAGCAACCAUGGACGUGAAGGUGUUGGAGUAUCUGAAAAAAUUGAAAAUAGAUGGGAUACUAGAGCGUUCAAUUGUGAUUUUUCUUGCUGAUCAUGGCAUUCGUUGGGGUAAAUUACUGAAAUUAAAAUCGGGUUUCUUAGAAGAACGUUUGCCAAUGUUUUUCAUAUCACUACCACCGUGGUAUCGAAAACAAUAUCAAAAUUUCGUAAAAAUCUUACAAACUAAUCAGAAACGUUUAACGACACCAUAUGAUAUUUAUGCGACCAUGAAACAUAUACUUGAAGUCACGCAACCAGAAAUCGAAUUUCCUAUACUCAAUGGAACUAUACGUGGUAUUAGUAUUUUUCGUGAAAUACCCGAGAAUCGUACAUGUAAUGAUGCAGGCAUUCCCGAGCAUUGGUGUACCUGUGUACCAUAUGAAGUUGUACCCACAAAGGAUGAAGUCGCGAAGAAUGUAACCUUAUUGGUGUUAAAGGAAAUGAAUCAAUAUCUGGUGAAUAAAAACAUUAGCGAUAAAUGCGCAGAAUUGAAAUUAGAAGCGAUCGACAGUGCUCAAAUGAAAAUGAUCAAAGUACCAAAUGAGUCCACAUUUCGUAUAAGUUUCGAAGCAAAUCCGGAGAAAGCGAGAUUUCAGGCUACGGUUGUUUAUAAUAUAACAGCAAAUACAAUCAAAACAGACGUGGAAGAUAUCUCGCGAUUGGAUUCGUAUGAAAAAACUUCCAACUGCAUCGAUUUGAAAGAGGAGAAAAAAUAUUGCGUUUGUAAAAAAUAAUGCUACGAAUAGGAUUUCAUUAAAGCUUCGCAUAGUUUCAAUCUCCCAAGGAGUAAAAGUGGGUGCUAAAUUUCUAAAUGUAAAUACUGAAAGUCUAAAACCUUAUU